This is a messenger RNA of Mollisia scopiformis, 1009 nucleotides long. RefSeq lists its product as uncharacterized. Gene Ontology annotation, biological process: positive regulation of proteasomal ubiquitin-dependent protein catabolic process; ubiquitin-dependent protein catabolic process; protein polyubiquitination. Gene Ontology annotation, molecular function: ubiquitin conjugating enzyme binding; zinc ion binding; ubiquitin protein ligase activity. The record is from RefSeq and is a predicted model, not a curated record. The transcript is spliced from 3 exons. Lineage: Eukaryota; Fungi; Ascomycota; Leotiomycetes; Helotiales; Mollisiaceae. The annotation marks the transcript as partial. Gene Ontology annotation, cellular component: ubiquitin ligase complex; cytoplasm.
AACCAAGUCUCUACGGAUCAUGGCAGGAAAGACAAAGGGCCAUGCUGCCCGUCCGAAACUUCUCUUCGGUCUGAAGCACUCUCAGCAUCGAACGGCCAAGAUGCAACAUAUCCUCAACUAUUAUCAAAAGCGAGUUGGUGUCAGGGCAACAAAGAAGAAACUUCUAACUCUUCUUGGCGCACUACAAAAGGAGGUUUCAUCCGAAGAAGCUGCAGGUAUUCAAGAAUGGCUUCAGUCGAACAGCGACUCCGCAACCGCUUUGAAGUUCAUCCUUGAUGACAUCACAGACGUGGAUACUGCGAAGACGAAGGGCAAGGCUAAGGUCAAAUCGAAGGCUAAAGCCAAAUUUGAGGUCGAGCGAGAACCAAGCCCUCCAAGACAUGCGCUGAGAGAAUGCUCUGUCUGUUUUGAGGAACUUCCCGAAGCCAGCUUCCCCGAGCAGAAACUUACUUCGACAUGCAAUCAUGAGCCUACAACUUGCCGAACUUGUCUCGCAACAGCCGUCACAACUCAGAUCGCCGAUGCUGCUUGGGACCAGAUCUCAUGUCCAGAAUGUCCAGAAACGCUGCCUUACGACGUAAAGUCACUGCUAGCUGCCUUUCGAACUAUCCCCGGAUUUACCAUGUGCCUUGGUCCAGGAUGCGGCUCGGGACAAAUACAUGGGGGUGGAGACGAGGAGCCUAUAAUGACUUGCAAGACCUGCGAAUUCAAAACAUGCUUUGCGCAUAAGAUGCCAUGGCAUACAGGUCAGACAUGUGCUCAGUAUGAUGCUGCGAGAAGAGAGAGAAUGGAACAAGAAUCUGCUUCUGACGCGUUGAUUGCCCAGAUCGCCAAAGCAUGCCCAAAUCCUGAAUGCGGCCAUGCCAUUGAAAAGAACCACGGUUGUGACCAUAUGACCUGCAUACAAUGCAACUAUCAGUUCUGCUGGAUAUGUUUUGCGCCAUGGUUGAACAUCAUGCGACACGGCAACCAUCGUCAUGACCCAGCAUGCAAGUACCACACAGUCAAC